This is a messenger RNA of Neomonachus schauinslandi (Hawaiian monk seal), 1473 nucleotides long. It is a transcript of the gene FAIM2, whose product is annotated as Fas apoptotic inhibitory molecule 2. NCBI's taxonomy places the organism in Eukaryota, Metazoa, Chordata, Mammalia, Carnivora, Phocidae. Gene Ontology annotation, cellular component: membrane; Golgi apparatus; endoplasmic reticulum. Bases 81 to 911 code for a protein of 276 amino acids. The transcript has 12 exons. Gene Ontology annotation, biological process: negative regulation of apoptotic signaling pathway. The record is from RefSeq and is a predicted model, not a curated record.
GAAGGAAGAGACGCAGGCAGGCUGUGGUGAGCCAAGCGGCCGCCCCUGCCUCAGGGACCCCUUCCCGGAGACACGGCACCAUGACCCAAGGAAAGAUCUCCGUGGCUAACAAGGCCCCCGGGACAGAGGGGCAGCAGCAGGCCAAUGGUGAGAAGAAGGAGACUCCAGCAGUGCCCUCAGCCCCGCCCUCCUAUGAAGAGGCCACCUCUGGGGAGGGACUGAAGGCAGGGGCCUUCCCCCCAGCCCCUUCGGCUGUGCCUCUCCACCCCAGCUGGGCCUAUGUGGACCCUAGCAGCUCCAGUUAUGAGAAUGGUUUCCCGGCUGGAGACCAUGAGCUCUUCACCACCUUCAGUUGGGACGACCAGAAAGUUCGCCGAGUCUUCAUCAGAAAGGUCUAUACAAUCCUGCUGAUCCAGCUGCUGGUGACCUUGGGUGUCGUGGCUCUUUUUACCUUCUGUGACCCCGUUAAGGACUAUGUUCAGGCCCACCCAGGAUGGUACUGGGCAUCCUACGCUGUAUUCUUUGCGACCUAUCUGACCCUGGCCUGCUGUUCUGGACCUAGGAGGCAUUUCCCCUGGAACCUGAUUCUCCUGACCAUCUUCACCCUGUCCAUGGCCUACCUCACUGGGAUGUUGUCCAGCUACUACAACACCACGUCCGUCCUUCUGUGCCUGGGCAUCACGGCUCUUGUCUGCCUCUCCGUCACCGUCUUCAGCUUCCAGACGAAGUUUGACUUCACCUCCUGCCAGGGUGUGAUCUUCGUGCUGCUCAUGACUCUUUUCUUCAGUGGACUCAUCCUGGCCAUCCUCCUGCCCUUCCAAUAUGUGCCCUGGCUCCAUGCAGUGUAUGCCGUGCUGGGAGCGGGCGUGUUUACGUUGAUGAGAAAACUGGACCACAAAGAAGUUGAAUGACUGGCAAGAUAAGGGCAUAUCAACUAACCGUGGCCUUGGUCAAGACUAGGUUGACCAAUUUAUCUCAGUUUACCUGGAACUUUCCCAGUCUGAGCACUGAAAGUCCCACUUCUUGAGGGAACCCCUAAAUCCUGGGCAAAUCGGGAAGGUUGGUCACCACACUGCACUAACUUCUCUUGGCUCCUGCUCCAAAGCUCUCUCCUGCAGGCAGUACCUACUUAAAACAAAUUUCAGUGAAGAGGAUGGAUGGGGAAUAGGGCCAGGAGGAAAGAAAGAGGCAGGGUCACCGGGGGGUGGGGCGGUGGGGUGGAGCGAGCCUGGGAGGCUUCGGAGGGCAGCUUCUGCCAGGGACAAAUGGAAGAAGAGGGGUCGAUAUGCAGGGCAGAGUGGGAGGCAGAUGAGCAUCAGUGGGGGGUUGGGGAGGUUACUUGGCUUCAUGUGGAUCAGGUCACAGCUAGUAUGUCAGCGUAGCGGGAAGGCUGUACAUACAAAUAGGGCUGGAUGAACAGUAAUCUCUAAAAUUUGUUGAAUAAUCCCCUGUGAUAUUAGAAUAAUAAAAAUA